UUUUUUUUUUUUUUUUUUUGCAGCAUCAGUACCGCGUUCGGAAUCGCAUUCGUGUGCUGGAGUCAGAGCGCGCUGCGGGGCAUCACUGCACCGCCACGGAGGACACUCCAUUACAGAACCAGGAACGGGGGAAAAGGGGGAAAGGCGUGAAAUAGUGCAGACGGGAAAGAACAGGGCGCCCUUUUUUCCCGACACCACCUAAAUCUGUGGGAAAUUAAACAGGAGUCAGACAUUCGCUAAUAAUAAAUCCACGAACACAGCGGACACCUCAAACGAUAUUUUUGGCCAGCACGGCGGGGAAAAAAUGAAGGAUCGCACGCAGGAACUACGAAGUGCUAAGGACAGUGACGAUGAUGAGGAAGUCGUUCAUGUCGACCGAGACCACUUUAUGGAUGAAUUUUUCGAACAGGUGGAGGAGAUCCGUGGCUGUAUUGAAAAGCUGUCAGAAGAUGUAGAACAGGUCAAGAAGCAGCACAGUGCCAUCCUAGCAGCACCCAACCCUGAUGAAAAGACCAAGCAGGAGUUGGAGGACCUCACAGCUGACAUUAAGAAAACAGCCAAUAAAGUGCGCUCUAAAUUAAAAGCAAUCGAACAAAGUAUCGAGCAAGAGGAGGGGUUGAACAGAUCAUCUGCAGAUUUGCGGAUCCGCAAGACACAGCAUUCCACGCUGUCACGCAAGUUUGUAGAGGUGAUGACAGAGUACAACACCACGCAGUCCAAAUACAGAGACCGCUGCAAGGACCGUAUUCAGAGACAACUGGAAAUUACUGGCAGAACGACUACCAAUGAGGAGCUGGAAGACAUGUUGGAAAGUGGGAAGCUUGCCAUCUUCACUGAUGAUAUCAAAAUGGACUCCCAGAUGACCAAGCAGGCUCUAAAUGAGAUUGAGACCCGACACACUGAGAUCAUUAAGUUGGAGAACAGCAUCCGUGAGCUGCACGACAUGUUUGUGGACAUGGCAAUGCUUGUGGAGAGUCAGGGAGAGAUGAUUGACAGAAUUGAGUAUAAUGUGGAACACUCUGUGGACUAUGUAGAGAGAGCAGUUUCUGACACCAAGAAGGCUGUCAAAUACCAGAGUCAGGCACGCAAGAAGAAGAUCAUGAUCAUCAUCUGCUGUGUAAUUUUGGGAGUGGUUUUGGCGUCCACUAUCGGAGGAACCCUGGGCUUCUAAACGAUAUGAAGAAAGACAAACACUUGGAAAGCUGAGUGUUUUAUCCACUUAAACACUAAAUAAGGAAACUGUCAUAAAAUGGGGGCUGGGUAGGGUUAAAAAUGGAAUAUUCAGAAAUCAAACAAUCAAAAAAUU
Molecule: messenger RNA, 1306 nt
Organism: Carassius auratus (goldfish)
Lineage: Eukaryota; Metazoa; Chordata; Actinopteri; Cypriniformes; Cyprinidae
Product: syntaxin-1B
Exons: 10
Coding region: 305-1171 (288 amino acids)
Biological process (GO): synaptic vesicle fusion to presynaptic active zone membrane; exocytic insertion of neurotransmitter receptor to postsynaptic membrane; intracellular protein transport
Cellular component (GO): presynaptic active zone membrane; plasma membrane; SNARE complex
Molecular function (GO): SNARE binding; SNAP receptor activity
Source: RefSeq, a predicted model, not a curated record